CUUAUAGGUCUACAGCUCUUUGCUACGGCAGCAGUUGUUGGACGUACGGUGAAUGUUAAUGUUGGAUUUUUUUUAGCUGAGAAUUGUGCAAUUAAUACGUAGUCUGUAUCUAUUAAAUGCAGAUAUAGUCAUAAUAUUGUUGACGGUAAAAUUAAAUCAUAACUCAAGCCAUGAUUGUUACAUUAAAAACUCUUCAGGAAGAUACUUUUACCGUAGAAAUCGACCCUUCCCAAACGGUAAGGAAGUUUAAAGAGAAGAUUGAAAAGGUGAAGGGUCAUGAAUUUCCUGCAAAAAACAUGAAAUUAAUGUAUGCAGGAAAAUUUCUUGUUGAUAGUAAUAGAGUUUGUGAUUAUAAUGUUGAAGAAAAGAAAUUUGUGAUUGUUGUUGUGAAAAAGCCAAAGACUGUUGUCAAAGAAGAAGAGCCGGAGUCAAGUUCCAGUUCAUCUCGUGAAAGAAUUCCAUUCAUGAAUGGGAGAAGGGGCGGUAAUGAUCAGGAUUUUCUCUGUGCAAAUCAUGAGCAGUUGGUGCACCAUAUUACUGAAUUGGGUUUUAGCAGAAAUGAUGUUGAAGCUGCCUUGCGUGCCAGUUAUAAUAAUCCUGACAGAGCAGUUGAAUAUUUAAUCAGUGUAAGUAUCAGGACUUAGAAGAGAAGGGCUAGC
Molecule: messenger RNA, 659 nt
Organism: Stegodyphus dumicola
Lineage: Eukaryota; Metazoa; Arthropoda; Arachnida; Araneae; Eresidae
Product: lysine-specific demethylase RAD23A-like
Biological process (GO): nucleotide-excision repair; proteasome-mediated ubiquitin-dependent protein catabolic process
Cellular component (GO): nucleoplasm; cytosol
Molecular function (GO): proteasome binding; ubiquitin binding; polyubiquitin modification-dependent protein binding
Source: RefSeq, a predicted model, not a curated record